Messenger RNA from Chelonus insularis, 2779 nucleotides. It is a transcript of the gene sra, whose product is annotated as RRM_RCAN_like domain containing protein Sra. Gene Ontology annotation, molecular function: nucleic acid binding; calcium-dependent protein serine/threonine phosphatase regulator activity. Lineage: Eukaryota; Metazoa; Arthropoda; Insecta; Hymenoptera; Braconidae. Gene Ontology annotation, cellular component: nucleus; cytoplasm. Gene Ontology annotation, biological process: calcium-mediated signaling. The transcript has 5 exons. The record is from RefSeq and is a predicted model, not a curated record. The coding region runs from base 649 to 1377 and encodes 242 amino acids.
GUUAAAGCUGUAAUUCUGUGUUAACAAAACUAGUAAUUAGUUUUAAAAUAGCCAUUUAUUAUUAUAUAUAAAUAUUAAAAUAUUUUUAUGAGAUUUAGUGACAGCUUAAUACUGAAUUAUUUACAUUUAGUAAUCCAAGUUUGGAUGAAAUUGUAUGGUAACAAACGGAGCCAUUAGAUAUGCCUGCGCACGCCUACGCUCUUUUCAAUGAUUGCUACUACUGUGUAGUUCUCGGAUGAAUUAAAAGUGUCAAUUGCGAGUGAUGAACAAAUUUACAAUGACGAAAUUUUGUCAAUAAUCUUAGUGAUAAAAUACACUUCAAUGUCGAAGUAAAAAUAUUCCAUUGAUGUUAACAAAGAGUAUAAGGCUCCAUAUUGAAACGUGAUUCGAUGUAGUGCAGAGUUAAAUACAUAUCUAAAGAUAUCAGUGAAGUUGUAUAGAUUGCUUAUUUAUCUUAGUAAAUUUAGAUGUUUGUCUUUUUCACAAUACCAUUAUUAAGAAAUAUCGUGUAUUAUCUGUACUGUUUCAAUUGAUUCAGAAAUGAAAUGUUUAUGUCAGUUUGUUUAUUGAUGUUUAUGAGUUGAGCUUCCUGCUAUAAUUCCGAAAAUAUAUAUAAAUAUAUAUUUUGCGAUAAAUAUCAACGACAAAAUGGAUGAAAAACGUGGAUUUCCUUUAUCAGAUGAUGAAGAAGAAUCAGAAAAUAUCAUCAUCAAUGAGGUAGAUGGCUUACCUGACUUACAUCCUAAUUAUGAGGAGUUGACACUCGAUUUAGAUGAAAAAAGAGAUCGAACAAGUACGGAUAUUAGAACUCUUGAUGAACUAGUACAUGACGAAGAUUUGCCAACAUCCGUUAUAGUAACGAAUGUAGAUCCUCGAGUUUUUAAAAGUGAUAAACUUAAGGCUGAAAUAGAAGAAUUAUUUAAACAAUUCGGUAAAGAUGCAACCUUCCAGUAUUUUAAAUCAUUCAGAAGAAUGAGGGUAAAUUAUAAGUCUCCAAGUGCUGCAGCUCAUGCUAGGAUACAAUUGCAUCAAACAAAAUUUGGUGAUACCGAUAUUAACUGCUAUUUUGCUCAGCCAGUAACACCGAUAGAUAUCGAAGAUCAACAUCUUCAACCGCCUGCUCUUACAAAACAAUUUCUAAUUUCACCCCCUGCGUCUCCUCCGGUUGGCUGGGAGCCACGACCAGAAGACGAACCCCUAGUUAAUCAUGAUUUAUUGGCUGCCAUUGCUAAUUUAUCACCAGGUGGAAGUCACGAACUACAUCCAGGCGGAUCUGGUCAACCUGGAAUAGUAGUACAUGUAUGUGAAAACUCAGCAUCUAACAAUCCUUUAAAAAGAGCUCCACCCAUACAACACACCCGUUGUCCUGAUCAUUAAAAGAUUUUUUUAGGGUAAGUGUUGUUUGCAAUCAGUGGCUAUAAAUUAUUUAAAUAAUCCAUCCAAAUUAAAUAAUCAAUGAUGUGAUAUUUCUGCAAUUAAUGGAUUCAAAAAAAAUAUCAUUUCAAUGUGAAACGAAAAAAUUCACCAUGAAGUGUAUUGAAAGAUUUGUGUCAAAUUUAAAUGUAAUUAAAUUUGUGUUACCAUCUAUAUUAUUUCAGUAUUCCAUAAAUAUAUGAGAGUCAAUUCAUGUACUCUUUCUUCGUUUUUUAUCUCAAUUUUCAAAUGUGAUGUUGAAAAAUAUCUAUUAAGCUCAUUCUAUGCUAAGUGAGGAAAUGGAGUAUAUUCAGAAGCUAGUUAUUGAUAACUUGGAAUAUCGUAGUGUAAUUAACGAGCGUUGAUACCAUUUAGUUCAAAUAUUUAUUGAACAAUAGCGAAUGGUAUAUUGUCAAUUAGCUGCCAGGCUUAGAAUGUAAGGGAGUAAAAUAUCAUAAUUGUAUUAGUUGAAAUAUAAAGUUCAUCUUGUAGUUAUUGGAUUACAUUGUUUGAGUAAAGGAAUAAUAACAAAACAAAUAGCCCGCAGUUGCAGAAAUUUUUUUGUUUAGUGUAACAGCUGGAUAUUUUCUGUAAUCAAUAAGAUUUAUUGAGCACAAAUAUAUGUAUAUAAAUAGAUAUAUUUUUAAAAUUAUUAUUUAUUAAAGUAUUUACUGAAAUGUGUGGUUUCUGAAUUGUAAACAAAUGCGCUUUAAAUAAUAUUAAAUUACUUUCAAAAAAUGAUUCAUGCUUCAAUAUAUGAUGUUAUGUAAGAAUAAAAAUGAAGAAAUAAUUAGAAUAAUAACAUGAGCACAAACUUUUUGAAUUACAUAAAUAGUAAUAAUUUAAAAUGUGAAUAGAAGUGUUUUACCUAAUUCGUACUUGAAUAUGUUUUUAUGACUGUACCAACAAAUUUAGUGUACAAGUUAUCUAAUCAUUUUGAGAGAUUGUAAUAAAAAACCAAUAAAUGAAAAAAAAAUUUUCUCGAUUCUAGAGUAUUAAUAAUUGAAUAGAAUUAUGUAAUCUUUCAGAAAGGAAUUAAAGUCAUUCAAUUACAAAUUUAUUCAUUAGAUUCAUUUAAAAUAAACAUUAAAAUUGAAUGGAAUUAAAAAAUAUUUUCUGAGCAGCUCCGCAUUAAAAAUGGUAUCACCGAAAAUAUAUUUUUAUAUUAAAAUUAAGAGAAAGUGGACUGCAGAAAUCAACUAUUUUACAUUAAAUAACAACAUUACCAAUAUAAGAGAAGCCCAAUAUCUCAAACAACGGACUCUCUUAAUCAAACUACACAACUUUAGAUUAAUAUCCAACAAAUUCCAAUAUGACUAUUAAUCAAUCUAGAGGUGCAAUCAAAUAAAAACAAUCUUACUGCUAU